AAUGAAAAAGCAAGGAAAUUAUUAACUUCGAGGAAAAAAAGUGAGAAAAUAUAAUUUGUACACAACAAUGUUCCCAAUGAUACUGCAACUUAAGGAAGGCAAGAAUGGGCCUUGCAAGUGUACAAGAGCUAAAACCUAGUCCCAACAUAGUAAGGAGUCAAUUUAUAAUGUCUAAAAUUAAUCAAAAUAUGGAAUACAGAAUAAAGCAGAAGAGAUAACUAAAAGAGAUUAAAGUGCCUUGCUAUUAGGAAGGAGCUAGGAAAGUGAAGAAACAAAGGGCAGAAAACUACUGUAUUUUAUUCUAAGCCAUUUAGUAAUAUUUGAUUUUGAAUCAAGUUCAUAUAUUAUUUUGGGGAAAAAAUGCAUAUUAAAAGAGCAGCAGAAUAGAGACCUUGCAAGUCUCCCCAAGGAUAAAGGAGAGACAAAAUAUUAAACAUUACUAAUAAUAGGGAUAUACCUGAAGAUAAAAAAAUUAAAUUUUGCAAACCUAGAAAAAAUGAAUAGCUUAUAAAAUUAAACAUAAAUUAUUUUAAAAGUAAACAAAACCUGGACAGAUUGAUAACCAAAAGUAAAAUGGGAAAUAUAGUCAUAGAUAUACCACCAGCAAAGCCACAAAACCAACUCAUUUAAAAACUGGUGAAAGUUUUCUUAAGAUUUAAUCCUGGUGGGAAGCCAGAGUUUAAUUGCAUGUUCCUAGAUUAAGGAAAACAACUUUAUUUUUCUACAAAUUCAGACUAUCAGAAGAAAAAGCAAUGUGAACUACUAACGUUACUGUGACCAUUUGAAGAAAAAGUUGUAAUAAAACCGCAAAGACCCUUGGGGGUAAAAAAGUCACUCCUAUUGCAGUUCCUUUGAUCGGCCAUCUUUUCGUUCUAUUCUUGAAAACGGGAAUAACAUCCACAAAACGCAAGGUGGCGCUGCUGGCUAAAAAGAGGGGGAAAUAUUCACACAAAGGAUGUUACAAAUUCCAGUGUUCAGAGGAAAGCUGGCCAGACAAGAAAAAUAGAGGAAAGGAAACCGUGGUGAUGGAGUUGGGGAAAAGUGGGACUCUUCCCCAUGAGCAUUGCUAUUAUCCAGCUCAUUUCUAAGGAUUCGGUUUCUGGCAUUUCUGAGAGCUGCUUGAGGCCGAGUGAACGUGGUUUUGAAAGAUUGCUUAAACAAAGAAUGGAGGCCAGAGUGGUGCGUGCAGCGCAGAAAAGGCAAGUGUUGUUUCUUUAUGUGUUUCUGGGAGUGUCUUGGGCUGGUGCAGAACCGCUUCGGUAUAUUGUGGCAGAGGAAACAGAGAGAGGGACCUUUCUGGCCAACUUAGCAAUUGAUUUGGGGUUGGGGGCGGGGGAACUGUCAGCUCGGGGAUCUAGAAUCAUUUCAGAUGAGAACAUACGAUUUUUACUCCUCAAUCCGCUUACUGGUGAUUUACUUCUAAAUGAGAAAUUAGACCGAGAAGAACUGUGCGGCCCCACAGAGCCGUGUGUGCUGCCUUUCCAGUUGUUACUUGAAAAACCUUUUCAGAUUUUCCGUGCUGAACUACAGGUCACAGACAUCAAUGAUAAUUCUCCAGUAUUUCUAGAUAGAGAGAUUACCUUAAACAUUUUAGAAAGUACCACUCCAGGGGCAACAUUUCUCCUAGAAAGUGCACAGGAUUCAGAUGUUGGAAUCAACAACCUGAGAAACUACACCAUCAGCUCCAAUGUCUAUUUCCAUAUUAAUGUCCGCGAUAGUGGGGAGGGGAAUGUUUAUCCCGAAUUGGUACUGGAUAGAGUGCUGGAUCGUGAAGAGGUUCCUGAGCUCAUUUUAACCCUCACCGCCUUGGAUGGCGGCUCUCCGCCCAGAUCCGGAAACACCCUCAUACGCAUCUUGGUUUUGGAUAUAAACGACAACGUCCCUGAAUUUGUAGAGUCGCUUUACAAGGUGCAGGUGCCCGAGAACAGCCCUGUUGGCUCCCUGGUUGUCACUGUGUCAGCUAGAGAUUUAGAUGCUGGAAGUAAUGGAGAAAUAGUCUAUGCAUUUUUUUACGCUACUGAAAUAAUUCUCAAAACAUUUCGAAUCAAUUCAACAUCUGGCAAUCUUCAUCUUAAAGCUAAAUUGAACUACGAGGCAAUACAAACUUAUACAUUGACUAUUCAGGCCAAAGACGGUGGAGGGCUUUCUGGAAAAUGUACUGUGGUGGUCCAAGUAACAGAUAUAAAUGAUAAUCCACCAGAACUGCUCCUGUCAUCACUUACUAGCCCAAUUGCAGAAAACUCCCCAGAGACAGUAGUAGCUGUCUUUAGGAUUAGAGACAGGGAUUCAGGGAACAAUGCAAAGAUGGUGUGCUCCAUCCAAGACCAUCUCCCCUUCGUCCUGAAGCCGUCAGUAGAGAAUUUCUACACCCUGGUAACAGAAAGUCCCCUCGACAGAGAAAGCCAGGCCGAGUACAAUAUCACCAUCACCGUCACCGACCUGGGGACCCCCAGGCUAAAAACCCAGCACAACUUAACCGUGACGGUGUCCGACGUCAACGACAACGCCCCCGCCUUCAGCCAAAGCUCCUACACCCUGCGGGUCCGCGAGAACAGCCCCGCCCUGCACAUCGGCAGCGUGAGCGCCACCGACAGAGACGCGGGCGCCAACGCCCAGGUCACCUACUCGCUGCUGCUGCCGCCCCACGACCCGCACCUGCCCCUGGCCUCGCUGGUGUCCAUCAACGCGGACAACGGGCAGCUGUUCGCGCUCAGGGCGCUGGAUUACGAGGCGCUGCAGGCGUUCGAGUUCGGCGUGCGCGCGGCCGACCGCGGCUCGCCCGCGCUCAGCAGCCAGGCGCUGGUGCGCGUGCUGGUGGUGGACGACAACGACAACGCGCCCUUCGUGCUGUACCCGCUGCAGAACGGCUCGGCGCCCUGCACCGAGCUGGUGCCCAGGGCGGCCGAGGCGGGCUACCUGGUGACCAAGGUGGUGGCGGUGGACGGCGACUCGGGCCAGAACGCCUGGCUGUCGUACCAGCUGCUCAAGGCCACGGAGCCCGGGCUGUUCGGCGUGUGGGCGCACAACGGCGAGGUGCGCACGGCCCGGCUGCUGAGCGAGCGCGACGCCGUCAAGCACAGGCUGCUGGUGCUGGUCAAGGACAAUGGCGAGCCGCCGCUGUCGGCCAGCGUCACGCUGCACGUGCUGCUGGUGGACGGCUUCUCGCAGCCCUACCUGCCGCUGCCGGACGUGGCGGCGGCCGAGGCCCGGGCCGACCCGCUCACCGUCUACUUGGUCAUCGCCUUGGCGUCGGUGUCGUCGCUCUUCCUGGUGUCGGUGCUGGUGUUCGUGGCGGUGCGGCUGUGCAGGAGGAGCCGGGCGGCGUCGGGGGGCGGCUGCGCGGUGCCCGAGGGCCCGUUUGCGGGCCACCUGGUGGACGUCAGCGGCACGGGGACCCUGUCCCACAGCUACCAGUAUGAGGUGUGUCUGAGGGGAGGCUCAGGGACUGGCGAGUUCAAGUUCCUCAAGCCAAUUCUCCCCAGUUUCCUUGGUCUGGGUGAGGAGAGGAUUAGUGAAGGAAACCCCAAUUUCAGGGAUAAUUUUGAAUUCAAUUAAGUAUUGAUACGGGUCUACUGAGCCUAGUCUCAGUUAAUUUGUGGAAAGUCCUUUCUUACUGCCUUGCUCACUGGGGUUCUUUUUAUUUGGUAAGUAGCUAUCCUAUUCCAAUUUAGUGCAUGUUACUGGUGUUUCUAAAGGUGUUCAUUUGUGGUAUAAGGAAUGCAAAUUUCCUUUGUUUUCUUUUUGUUGAUUAGUCUCACUAUAACUUAAUUCAACUUAAAGUGUGAAAGUAAAUUUUGUAUUUUCGGAAGUCUUUAAUUUUUAAGUUAGACCACCGUUUUCCAAACUCACCUACCACAGUUCCUAGGUAAUUUUGCAGAACUUAAAAUUUAAAACAUCUUUUUAAAUGUUUGCAAUCGCUACACAAGCUUAUUCCUUUUCCAACCCAGAAUAUUUGUGUUUGUAUGUUCUUUUAGACUAGUAUAACUUCUAUUCUGUUUGCUCACGUUGACUAAAACCAUUAAUAUAUGUGUAUUCUUUAAUAACAAAACAACAUCUCACAUUUUUCUAAAUAUGUACUUCCUUAAAGUGUCCAUAAAUGAAGAUUAUGAUUUCUUAGAGAUUGUGACAACCUUGACUGCUGGAUUCUACAAACCAUUCACAUCAAUAGUGCUCAGUCAACUACUAAUAUUCUCAAAUGUAGUUAAAUAAAUAGCAUGUGUCCAGUUGUUUUUAAAGCCAUGUAAUUCUUCAUGCUUUCUGUUAAAAUUUUUUCUUUAAACCUCUGCUCAUUUCAAUUCCCCGUUAAAAGUUACCAGUUUUAGCAAUUACAACCCAUCUGUUAACUUUGAGCACAUCCUUAAAAUCCAAGAGAUAUGAGGAAAUAAAUCUAAGUCUUUGUUCUUGACCAAAUUUUAGAAACUUCAAAUGUUAGUUUGGCAUUGCAUUUUUCAAAAAUUUUGGAGCAUUUAUGAUUCCUUUGGAAAUAAGCCCGUGACUACUUCUGUUUUUCCCUUUUCAGUUUCCUAGGGUUUUCAAAGCUUUUUUUCUUUUUAGGUUCUUGAAUAUGUUUCUCAAUAGCUCCCCAUUUAUUGUAUGAUUAGCACAGUAACUGGAGGAUUAUAGGUUCUUAAUA
This is a messenger RNA of Ailuropoda melanoleuca (giant panda), 4633 nucleotides long. Its product is annotated as protocadherin beta-7. Gene Ontology annotation, cellular component: plasma membrane. Gene Ontology annotation, molecular function: calcium ion binding. Gene Ontology annotation, biological process: homophilic cell-cell adhesion. NCBI's taxonomy places the organism in Eukaryota, Metazoa, Chordata, Mammalia, Carnivora, Ursidae. The record is from RefSeq and is a predicted model, not a curated record.